AUGAGGCAGAUAUUGUGGGUGUGGAUGCUGGUCAUGAUGACCUUGGUUUCGGUAAAUAUUGAGCGGUAUCAUUGUUGUUUGGAGGAAGAGAGGACUGGUCUCAUGGAGCUCAAAGCUUGGAUCAAUCACCCCGAUGGCAUUUCCUUGCCAGACUGGGUGGAAAAUACAGAGGACACUGAUUGCUGCAAGUGGUAUGGAGUUAAGUGCGACAACACUACAAACCGAGUGACCGAACUCGAUCUUUCUUUUGAAAGAGAUGAUUGGAGGUUAGGGGAUUUAUAUCUCAAUGCUUCUUUGUUUCUGCCUUUCAAAGAAUUGAAGAGUCUGGGAUUAGCCUCGAACAAAUUAGUUGGCUGCUUUGAGAAUCAAGGUUUGAGGAAGUUGGAGGAACUUCAUGUACGUGCCAACAGAUUUAAUGACAGUGUUUUAGCAUCUUUGAGUGGGCUUUCGUCUCUAAAAAUUCUAGACCUAUCAGAUAAUAUGAACUUGAUAGGAUCAACUGGUAUCAAUGGUUUGAGGAACUUAAAAAUCUUGUAUCUCAAUGGAAUUGACAUCAAGGGAAGCGUUUUGAUUGAGUCUUUGGCAGCAAUUCCAUCCCUUAAGACCUUUUCUGCUAUCCAUAGUAAUUUAAACAGAGCACUGGUCGAUAAAGGUUAG
This is a messenger RNA of Dovyalis caffra, 657 nucleotides long. The record is from the annotation of a GenBank genome assembly. NCBI's taxonomy places the organism in Eukaryota, Viridiplantae, Streptophyta, Magnoliopsida, Malpighiales, Salicaceae.